ACAAACACAGGAGAGUAUGAAGACUGAAGUGAUUGUGCGUAAUCAAGACUGUACUACCCUACCACCUGACAUAGUAUUUUCGGGAAAAACAACUGCUGCACAAAGCUGUCUUCAAAAGGUAGGCGUCUUUGUGUAUUUACAGUGUAACAUGUAAUCAAAUCAAGUACAUAAUUUUUACGUAUUCAAUGGUUUUGGUGACGGUGAUCACUACGACCUGUGUUGCAACUAUUGAAGCACUUCGGUAUUUGUACGACGCUUUUUACAUACCACUGGUUUUUUCUGUACUCGGUGCAACCUUCUUGUUAGUGCUUUCCAUUAAUGAGAAAGUUAGAGAGACUUUCCCACUUAAUGACGUACUGAUCUCACUUUCGGUCUUAUCAUGGUCUAUUGCAUUACCUGUUGUCACCAAAUCCG
Trichobilharzia szidati is the source of this 414-nucleotide messenger RNA. The record is from the annotation of a GenBank genome assembly. Lineage: Eukaryota; Metazoa; Platyhelminthes; Trematoda; Strigeidida; Schistosomatidae.